Messenger RNA from Emericellopsis cladophorae, 2130 nucleotides. RefSeq lists its product as uncharacterized. Gene Ontology annotation, cellular component: extrinsic component of mitochondrial inner membrane. NCBI's taxonomy places the organism in Eukaryota, Fungi, Ascomycota, Sordariomycetes, Hypocreales, Bionectriaceae. The transcript has a single exon. Gene Ontology annotation, biological process: ubiquinone biosynthetic process. The coding region runs from base 1 to 2130 and encodes 709 amino acids. The record is from RefSeq and is a predicted model, not a curated record. Gene Ontology annotation, molecular function: kinase activity.
AUGAGGUUCGUCGACGUUGCCAUCGACCUUGCGGCCGUUCUCAGGGCGUCACGCUCUGUAGCGUCCAAGCACAUCGCCCUCCGAUCACGACAGCUCGACAGGUACACCCGCAGCUCGAGCGCAGCACAGGCGUUGCGGAACAAGGCUGUCGGGGGCUUCCAGCAGUCAUUGCAACAAGAAGGACAAGAUGAGACCCGCGACGCGAGUGGCGUGACGAUUGAUGGCGGCGUGCGGCAGGACGCGGAUACGAAAACGCAAGACUGGCAAGCGGACGCCACGCCAACCGACGCCUCGAGUGAGCCAUCUGCGUACGCCCAAGCGAGCAAGAGAGCGGCCGAGAUCAGGGACACCCAGCAGGCGGUCAACACCCCUAAUGGCGUCGACGUGAACAUUUUCCACACCAAUCGAGGCUCGCAGGUGCUCGAUUCGUUGCGCAAGCAAGGCGCUGCUGGACCACGCAUGAACCGACCUUCGAAACCGAGUGAGGGACCCCCAAAGGAACACCCUCUGAGAUACUGGAAGCCUGCGCCGCCGCUUGAGGAGCACUUGGAACCUGAAGAAUCAACGACUGCUGCCAGUGCAAAUGCAUCCCCGACCCCUGCACCAGCGCACGCGAAGGAAACAGAGAGCCAACCCAUUGUGCAACCGAUAGAAUCAGUUACAAAAGAUGCCGACGCAAACAAAAGUACGCAUCCAGACGUUGACCCGGUGGUUCAGUUGAAAGCCAAGAAUGCGGACGAAGAGAUCAUCGAUCUGGCCAAGGACCUCACCGGCGCCAGCUCUGCAGCUACACCUUCCUACCAGCUCCGGGAAUCAAAAGUCCCCUCGAGUCGUCUGAGCCGUAUGUGGAACUAUGGCGGCCUCGCCACGGGCAUGCUGGGUGGCGCCAUCACCGAAAGCGUGAGCAGGGCGUUUGGCGGUGGCGGGUCAGGCUCCGUGCUCCUCAGCGGGAACAACAUGGAGCGGCUGGUGGCCAAGCUGUCGCGCAUGCGAGGUGCUGCCCUGAAGCUCGGGCAGAUUAUGAGCUUUCAAGAUUCCAAGAUGCUGCCCGCCCCUCUGCAGGAAGUUCUCCAGCGUGUGCAGGACAGGGCCGACUACAUGCCUGCAUGGCAACGAGACAAGGUCUUGACCGCCAAUCUGGGUGCCGACUGGAGGGAACUGUUCAGUGAGUUCGACGAGAAGCCCAUGGCGGCGGCUUCGAUUGGUCAGGUGCACAAGGGCGUGCUGAAGAAGAAUGGGAAAAAGGUUGCCGUCAAGAUCCAGUUCCCCGGCGUCGCCGACUCCAUCAACUCGGAUCUCGACAACUUGGGGAUCCUGCUCAACGCCACAACGCUGCUGCCCAAGGGCCUCUACCUAAACAAAACCAUUGACAAUGCUCGAGUCGAGCUGGGGUGGGAGUGUGACUAUGAGCGCGAGGCUGCGUGUGCUCAGCGCUACAAGAAGCUUCUGAGCAACGACGACGAUGUCUUCCUCGUUCCGGACGUGUACCCAGAGGCAUCGGGCAAGCAGGUCCUCACUAUGGAUUUCAUGGAGGGCGUCACAGUGACCCGCGUCAAGACGUUUACCCAGCAGCAGCGAGAUUGGAUCGGAUCGUCCAUCAUGCGCCUCUGCCUGCGCGAGAUCACCGAGUUCAAGUUCAUGCAGACCGACCCCAACUGGACCAACUUUCUGUACAAUGCCGACCUCGACCGGCUGGUCCUCCUGGACUUUGGCGCCUCGCGCGAGUACCCUGAAGAGUUCGUCGCGGAGUACGUCCAGCUCCUCGCGGCGGCCGCGCGCUCGGACAAGGCGACCGUCAAGGCUCUCUCAGAGAGCCUGGGCUACCUUACCGGCCACGAAAGUAAGGCCAUGCUCGACGCGCACACGCAAUCCAUCCUGACUUUGGCCGAGCCGUUCCUCGACACCGCGCCCGAGGUGUACGAUUUCCAAGACCAGACCAUCACCGAGCGCGUCAAGGCCCUGAUUCCCGUCAUGCUCCGCGAGCGCUUGGCUCCGCCGCCAGAGGAGACGUACAGUCUCCACAGGAAGCUCAGUGGAGCUUUCUUGCUCUGCUCCCGCAUGGGCAGCAAAGUUCCCGCGCGAGAGAUGUUUGCAAACGCCGUGGCCAAGUCAGGCUACGUGAAGAACUAG